Messenger RNA from Trematosphaeria pertusa, 1473 nucleotides. RefSeq names its product MFS general substrate transporter. Gene Ontology annotation, biological process: transmembrane transport. Gene Ontology annotation, molecular function: transmembrane transporter activity. The transcript has 6 exons. The annotation marks the transcript as partial. The record is from RefSeq and is a predicted model, not a curated record. Lineage: Eukaryota; Fungi; Ascomycota; Dothideomycetes; Pleosporales; Trematosphaeriaceae. Gene Ontology annotation, cellular component: membrane.
AUCACCACUGUCACCACCAAUACGACAUCAGAUCCCCGAUAUGAAAUCGACUUCGAUGAUGACGGCGAAAACCCCCAAGACUGGACCAUGCUGAAGAAGGGCACUAUUAUUUUCAUCAUGUCUUUCUCUACCCUCGUGGUAGUAAUGUAUUCGACCUCGUAUACGAGCGGCAUCCCUGGCAUGAUGAGCACCUUCGACAUUACAUCGAAAACCCUUAUCGUUCUGGGCGUCACGACCUACCUCGCUGGUCUUGCUCUCGGCUCUAUCGUUCUAGCGCCUUUGAGUGAGAUGUAUGGCCGCCGGCCUGUUUAUCUGAUCGCUGUCUUCAUGUUUACCGUGUUGAUCAUUCCAUGUGCCCUAGCGAAGAACCUGGAAACCAUUUUAGUUGUUCGAUUCUUCGGUGCCAUCGCCGGUUCAGCUAUGAUAUCCAAUGCGCCUGGUACUGUCGCCGAUAUCGUGAGCGAUGAUUACCGGGCUCUCGCAUUUUCCGUCUGGUCUAUAGGUCCUAUGAACGGACCAGUCGUCGGGCCUGUAAUCGGAGGAUUCGUUUUUCAGUAUCUGGGAUGGAGAUGGACAAAUUGGGUUGUUAUGAUUGGAUCGGGAUUGUCGUGGUUCAUGGUGGCCCUCAUCGGAGAGACUUACGCGCCAGCUCUUCUACGAGCCAAAUCAGCGAAGAAGCGUAAAGAGACGGGCGACGACCGUUGGUAUUCGCGCUACGACGACAAGAAGAAGUUCUUCCCAAUGCUCAAGGAGAACCUCGUUCGGCCUCUGGAGAUGAGCGUAAAGGAGCCAAUAUGUAUCUUCUGGAACGUGUACAUCGCACUGGUCUAUGGAGUGUUGUAUCUGUGCUUUGUAUCGUACCCCAUUGUGUUCGGCGAACUACGCGGGUGGAGUGCUGGCCUUACAGGUCUUGGCUAUGUAGGGAUUGGUAUUGGAGGUAUGGUUACCAUUUGCUCCGAACCCCUCCUCCGCCGCCUCAUCAACAGCCACAAGCUCGAUCCUGAGACAGGUAAACCGCCCCCAGAGGCCAUGGUCAGCAUCGUCUGCAUUGCAGCUGUAUGUGUUCCGGUCGGCGAGUUGAUCUUCGCGUGGACCUGUACGCCGAAUGUCCAUUGGAUAGCACCCUUGAUCGCCGGCAUUCCUUUCGGCGCCGGCAAUUGCGGCGUUUUCAUCUAUGCCUCGAACUACCUCGUACACUCUUAUGGAAUCUACGCCGCAUCUGCAUUGGCCGGUAACGCAGUGCUUCGAAGCGCUAUGGGCGGUACGCUCCCGCUUGCAGGCCCCAAGAUGUAUGAGACUCUUGGACCUCACUGGUCCGCUACCAUGCUCUCGUUCAUAGAGUUUGCGAUGAUUCCCAUUCCCCUCGUGUUCUACCGCUACGGCCACAAGAUCCGUGAGAAGUCCGCACUUAUCCGACGCAUGCGGGAAGACAAGGAGAAGCUCGAUAGUAGGAAGAGGAAGGCUGCGGAGAGG